AUGUCCAUGUAUCCGGGCCAUCGAGGCAUGGGGGGUGUCCCCCCUGCCAACAGCGGCGCCAGCCGUCUGAACGAGCUUCUCGACCAAAUCCGCGCCGAGUUCGAGUCCCACAUUCGGCAAACGGAGACUUAUGAGCAUCAAAUCCAGGGCCAGGUCCAGGAGAUGCAGAUGAUCCGGGAGAAGGUUUAUCAGAUGGAACAGGCUCAGAUGGGCUUGAAGCAAAAAUACGAAGAGGAGGUCGCCAUUUUGCGCCGCCAGCUGGAGAGCCGUGGAGGCCCCGGCCCCAUGAACCCUCCUCCUCAGCAUGUCGCCCCUCCUCAGCCGCCGCCGCAGAUCGGCAACCCUAACGGCAACACCGUCAUCGGUGCCAUCCUCUCGGGCCAAGUCACACAGGGAGGCCUGGCUCCCCCUCCGCAUCCUCAGCAACAGGAGCAGCAGCCGCCCCCGCAUAUGCCCCCAGCCCAGCUUCAGGGUCCUCCCCCACCGCCGCCUCCGCCUCCGUCGCAGCAGCCUCCGUUCCAGCAACAGUAUCCGCAAGGGCCUGCGCCGGGCGGAUUCCCUGCCCAGCCUCCGCAGACUACAGCCUCGCCCGGUCCGGGUAAGCGGGCCAUUGGCCGCCCCCCGGCAGCCGGCCCUGCCACGCCCCAGAUCAACACUCCCGUGCCGUAUAACGGACCGGGUCAGUCGCCUCAGGUCCCGACCCACCCCACGCCCGACCAUGCGCGGAUGACCCAGCACCCUCCUCCUCCUCCCCCCUCUCACAGCAAUGCGCUCAGCGAGCUCGAUCCUGAGCGUCUCCCGAACCACAUUAAGAAGGUCCGGGAGGACUGGUGGGCCAUUUUCAACCAGUCGGUGCCGCGCGUCCUCGAUGUCGACCUCGUUCACACUCUCAAGCACGAGAGCGUCGUCUGCUGUGUGCGCUUCAGCCAUGACGGCAAGUACGUUGCGACGGGCUGCAACCGGUCCGCCCAGAUCUACGACGUCAGCACCGGCGAGAAGAUCUGCGUCCUCCAGGAUGAGAACAUUGAUAUGAAUGCCGACUUGUACAUCAGGAGCGUUUGCUUCAGCCCGGAUGGCAAGUACCUGGCUACUGGCGCCGAGGACAAGUUGAUCAGGGUCUGGGAUAUUGCUGCCAGGCAAAUCCGAACCACUUUCGCCGGCCACGACCAAGACAUCUACUCGCUCGACUUUGCCCGUGAUGGCCGCACCAUCGCAUCUGGAAGUGGUGACAGGACCGUGAGGAUCUGGGAUUUGGAAACAGGCAACUGCAACCUGACGCUCACCAUCGAGGACGGCGUCACCACGGUUGCCAUCUCCCCCGAUACCAAGCUUGUGGCUGCCGGGUCUCUGGAUAAGAGUGUGCGGGUUUGGGACGUCAAGAUGGGCUACCUCCUCGAGCGCCUCGAGGGCCCUGACGGACACAAGGACAGCGUUUAUAGUGUGGCGUUCUCGCCCAACGCCCGCGAGCUCGUCAGCGGCAGCUUGGACAAGACCAUCAAGAUGUGGGAGCUCACCACGUCGCGCCAAAUCGGCCACGGCCAGCAGCCCCCGCUCAAGGGCGGCCGUUGCAUCAAGACCUUUGAGGGUCACCGGGAUUUCGUGCUCAGUGUUGCGCUCACCCCCGAUUCGGAAUGGGUUCUCUCCGGCUCCAAGGACCGCGGCGUGCAGUUCUGGGAUCCCCGCACGGGUCACACCCAGCUCAUGCUGCAGGGCCACAAGAACUCGGUCAUCUCCGUCGCCCCCAGCCCCGUGCCCACCCCGAACGGCGGCUACUUCGCCACCGGCUCGGGCGAUUCCUGCGCCCGUAUCUGGUCGUACACGCGUCUUGACAGGAGGCAGUAG
This is a messenger RNA of Dichotomopilus funicola, 1842 nucleotides long. RefSeq names its product WD40-repeat-containing domain protein. The coding region runs from base 1 to 1842 and encodes 613 amino acids. The transcript is spliced from 5 exons. Gene Ontology annotation, molecular function: protein binding. The record is from RefSeq and is a predicted model, not a curated record. Gene Ontology annotation, cellular component: nucleus. Lineage: Eukaryota; Fungi; Ascomycota; Sordariomycetes; Sordariales; Chaetomiaceae.